UCCAAAUAUGCCUUCCCCAGGGGCAAACCAUAUCAGCAACCAAACUCGUUGCAACCAUUUCGAAACCAAUCGAGCAGACGAUCCGCCUCCAAUAGCUUCAAAAAGCACUCAUCACAAUGCAAUCCGCAGAGAAUUUCAACACCUCACUCCAUUCUAGUCGCCAACAUAAACAAACCAGAAAGCAAUCCACAUGGACCGAACGUGCACCUCACAUCCGCGCCCCAACUGCAAAGACGCACUGGUGAUCCACCCUCACUCGCAUGACCCCACGCGGACAAAACCACUGCUGCGCAUCUCAUUGGCUCACGACCUCCAAAUCUUUCUGCCCUGUCACGUUCCUCACUAGCAGCAAAGCUAAGCCUUCAGGGCUCCUCAAUUCGAGUUUAGCUCAAGCCUGGACAUGCUGUGCAAUGCAAUGGCGCGGGCUCCUUGUUGGUUUGCAGCAUUCUAGUCUUUCCGUGUGGCUUCGAAGCACUCUGGAUGGAUGCAGGUAGCUCCUUGCCUGAGCAGCACCUUCAAUUCCGCGUCUAGUUUGCACGCUGCGUGGCAGCACAUGUUCCUGUGGCGAGUCCUAUUUCGGACAAACCGUAACUGCUUGUGGCGGUCGGUUGUGUUCGGGAUUUGGGUUGCGAUACUUGGUGUUCCCCGCGCAACAUGGGUCUUCUGCGGAUAUGACCACGCUGCCGGCGAUUGCACGAAGCGCUGCCUUGUUCCGAUUUUAGGUUUCUGUAGGCUCGCUCUGUGAUUGGAGCGGAUUCCUGUUGCAGCUGAAAGUGCUGUCGCCUCCUGAAGCGCUUUGGAUUUCGGAAACCGCAACGACUGGGCGCAAACACGCGAGUGCGAGAGCCACACGGGCUGUUGCGGCGGUUUCUUCCAGCGAUGAGAAUCGGACUGGCGGGCCAAUUUUGCACCGCCUGGAGGGAAAUGCCGUCUGGGCGCUGUUCGAGGAGCGCGCUGCUGUGAAGCUUUCCGGACUCGUUGCGUGUUCGAGGUCGGGAGCGUACCCCUGUCAUGGCAAUUUCGGCACUCUCCCCUCACACGCUCGGCCGUUGUGCCCCGGGUGCUGGGGCACCGCAAUGCAGCGCCAGGAGGGAGCCGCGCAAUGCAUGCAGCAGUCCAUGGGCGGAGUUCGAACGCAAGGAUACUUUUCAAUUUGUAGGAGCUCGAAAUUGCAACGACAGACAGUGGAGGGCGGCAAGCCGAGAUUGCAGGGUGAAGAACUGGAGACACGGGCAAUGUCGGUGUUCCGGACAACAAUUUCUGCCGGAUGAAACCAAACCAUCUAUCUCGCGACGCCCUUCCGCGACCACCCCGCGGUCUCUCCUCUCUCCAGCCAAGACGUACUUGGAGGCCGAGCUGACCUCCGAGGACAAGUUCUGGGUGAUCGCGGCCUCCACCCCCGAGGAGCUCCUGGCGGCUGCCACACUUCGAGCGCAGAUAUUCUAUUCGUACCCCCAAGUGGACAUGACAUUGGCUGGCAUCGAAGCCGUCGGGGCGCGCGUGGCAAACGACUUGAUCAUCGACGACCUGCUGAGAACGAGGCGGAAAUCGGAAUUCACCAGGGUACUUGUCUGCGCAACCAUCCGAGUUCAUGGACUGAUGGUUGUCCGUGUGCUCGUCUGA
Physcomitrium patens is the source of this 1623-nucleotide messenger RNA. The record is from RefSeq and is a predicted model, not a curated record. NCBI's taxonomy places the organism in Eukaryota, Viridiplantae, Streptophyta, Bryopsida, Funariales, Funariaceae.